Hippoglossus stenolepis (Pacific halibut) is the source of this 2284-nucleotide messenger RNA. RefSeq names its product serpin peptidase inhibitor, clade I (neuroserpin), member 1 (gene serpini1). Lineage: Eukaryota; Metazoa; Chordata; Actinopteri; Pleuronectiformes; Pleuronectidae. The record is from RefSeq and is a predicted model, not a curated record. Bases 137 to 1387 code for a protein of 416 amino acids. Gene Ontology annotation, biological process: negative regulation of endopeptidase activity. Gene Ontology annotation, molecular function: serine-type endopeptidase inhibitor activity. The transcript has 9 exons.
GGGGUCUGGCACAGACGGGAACAGGCAGUGAUCUCUGGAUCUGGAGGAGAGCAGCAGAGAGGGAGACACAGGCUGCACCCGUCCGUCCAUCCUCACUACCUGCACCGUGUGAUCGCUAUCAGUGUUCUGUGCUGCGAUGUUGAUCCUGGACGUUUUGUCCCCGCUGCUCCUCCUCUCCAUCGUGUUGCCGGGCUACGGUUGCUGGGCGGCGGACAUUCCGGAGGACACCACAGCAGAGUUCUCGGUCCGACUGUACCACCAGCUUCAGGUGGCGGGGGGACAGGAGAACAUCAUCUUUUCCCCGCUGAGCGUGGCUGUGGCCAUGGGCAUGGUGGAGCUGGGGGCCAGAGGGGCUUCGCUGGAGGAGAUACGACAGGCUGUAGGAUUCAGCCACCUGCUGCCAGGUGUGGAGUUUUCUUUGCUCCAGAACCUCACGGCGGCGCUGCUGGACGAUGACGCCCACUACAUGAUCCGAUUUGCCAACAGCCUCUUCCUGCAGGAGGGCAUCACUUUUAACCCGGAGUUCCUGCACCUGAUGAGGAAGUAUUUCCGUGCUGACGUGGAAACGGUCGACUUCGGCGAAUCAGCAGCCGUGGCCGAUCAGAUCAACAGCUGGGUGGAAAAUCAUACUGAGAGUCAGAUCCGCGAGCUGCUGUCAGCCGAAGACUUCAGCAGCGUGACCCGUCUGACCCUGGUGAACGCCAUCUACUUCAGAGGCUCCUGGAAAAACCAGUUCAGACCGGAGAACACCAGAACCUUCUCCUUCAGCAAAGACGACGGCUCCGAAGUCCAGACGCUCAUGAUGUACCAACAGGGUGACUUCUACUACGGUGAGUUCAGCGAUGGCUCGCAGGAGGCUGGUGGUGUGUACCAGGUUCUCGAGAUGCCCUAUGAAGGAGAGGACAUGUCCAUGAUGAUCGUCCUGCCUCGACAGGAGGUGCCGCUGGCCACACUGGAGCCAAUCAUCAAAGCAUCGCUGCUGGAGGAGUGGGCGAACAACGUCAAGCGGCAGAAGGUGGAAGUUUACCUGCCUAGGUUCAAAGUGGAGCAGAAGAUUGACCUGAGGAGCACUCUGCAGGAGCUGGGAAUAAAGAAAAUCUUCACCAGCGACGCUGAUCUCUCCGCCAUGACAGAUGGUAAAGACCUGUACAUUGGGAAGGCAGUGCAGAAGGCCUACCUGGAGGUGACUGAGGAGGGGGCUGAGGGAGCUGUGGGCUCAGGAAUGAUCGCCCUGACCAGGACUCUGGUGCUGUACCCGCAGGUCAUGGCUGAUCACCCAUUCUUCUUUGUCAUCAGGAAUAGAAAGACAGGGUCCAUCCUCUUCAUGGGCAGGGUCAUGACCCCGGAAGUCAUCGGGCUCAAUGACAACGACUUUGACUCCAUGUAACCACGAUUGUGAGGUCACUCAAUCUCAGCCAGUCUGACGUCAUAAAUGCUACCUAUUCUCUUUCACCAUCUUCAGCUGUGUUUUAUACUCUUUAAGGAAAAAAAACAUAUAUAUAUAGAUAUAUAUAUAUAUAAACUGGAUAUUACAUGAUAUAUUAUAUAUUGAAAUAUGACAUACGACAUAAUGAUGUGAUUGUGUUUUGCUACUGGAAGCUUUAAACUCUUGGACACAGACGUGCAGAAAGGGAGGGUUGUAAAUAUUCUCUGGUGAUGGGUGGUUCGUACAUGAGCCAGAAGAACACAUGAUAUGAAAUCCACGCACAACCCCUUUAAGUUCAGCAGCUUCUUACUCACCUGCGCCCACACAGCCAACGCACAACUUACUCUGUUCUCCUUAAAUACAAUGUACUUAUUCCUACUGCAGAUACAGUAUGCGCACACUGUACGUUUCACACUUUAAUUACAUCCCUGUACAUUCUGUUCUAUACACACACACACAAACACACACACACAUUCAGUAUAUAUAUAUAAAGGCUCAGUAUUUAUUGGCGAGUACACAUGUGCAAACAUUUUGUCCUUAUUCGCUGAAUCUUAGUAAUAUAUCUGUUGCAGACAGUAUUCUAGUUUUACCCGAUAGGCACAUGGCUGAACUGCUGAUGAACUAAUAUGCCUUAUCACAUCGGAGUGGUUGAUUAGGCCCCAGCUGGGCAUCUCACAGGUGAGCAAAAGAGACUGUAACUAAGGCGGGUUGCUAUGGAGACAGCCUGGAGCAUGCAGACAACAUGGGGGAAAAGAUCUGCUGCACCUUUUUUGUGAUGUACAUACAGGGAGAACCAGUAACACCAGCUGUAUUCAGACUUUUACUCAAUUAUUAAAAAGAUGAAUGUGUUCCCAUUAA